This is a messenger RNA of Cryptotermes secundus, 671 nucleotides long. RefSeq names its product 60S ribosomal protein L12 (gene RpL12). The transcript has 6 exons. Bases 135 to 632 code for a protein of 165 amino acids. Lineage: Eukaryota; Metazoa; Arthropoda; Insecta; Blattodea; Kalotermitidae. The record is from RefSeq and is a predicted model, not a curated record. Gene Ontology annotation, biological process: translation. Gene Ontology annotation, molecular function: structural constituent of ribosome; large ribosomal subunit rRNA binding. Gene Ontology annotation, cellular component: cytosolic large ribosomal subunit; ribosome.
AACAUUAUUUCCGUUUCCUUUACAGAACGGAGGUAGCGAAAGUAGGCGUGAAUACAUCGAGGUGUAAUAUUUUUACAUUCGUUGCAAAGUAUUAUCUCUUACAAAUUUAUAAAGUUGUUCAGUAAUAAUAUAAUAUGCCACCGAAGUUUGAUCCAAGUGAAGUGAAAGUCGUGUAUCUGAGGUGUGUUGGUGGUGAAGUAGGUGCAACAUCAUCCUUGGCUCCAAAAAUAGGCCCCCUGGGUCUCUCUCCCAAGAAAGUUGGUGAUGAUAUUGCGAAGGCAACUUCAGAUUGGAAAGGUCUGAAGAUCACUGUCAAGCUUACAAUUCAGAAUAGGCAAGCUGCAAUAUCAGUUUGCCCCUCAGCAGCAUCUCUCAUUAUUAAAGCACUGAAAGAGCCACCUCGUGACAGGAAAAAGCAGAAGAACAUUAAGCACAGUGGUAACCUUUCCUUUGAUGACAUCUUGAACAUUGCAAAAACAAUGAGGGAUAGAUCCAUGUCAAGGAAAAUGGAAGGAACAGUGAAGGAGAUUCUAGGAACAUGUCAGUCUGUCGGCUGCACAGUGGAAGGAAGGCAUCCGCAUGAUGUAAUUGACCAGAUAAAUAAUGGCGAGCUGGAAGUGCCAGAAGAUUAAGUCCUUAAUGUAUGGAGCACAGAAAUAAAUAAAACUUCA